AUGACGAGCGAUGGGGAGAGCUCCGACGCAGAUGUGCAACAGAGGAGGGAGGCGACGGUCUCAGAGUCUUCGAAUGCUCUUACCAACGAGAAUCCCAGCAAUGCAGGAGACAGCGAUUCGGAUAGAACGGCUGAGCUUGAAGAGGAUGUGCGUCUAGGAGUCUCGUCGAGUCACGAUCCUCCUCUCCUGCCGCCGCUUCGAUCCCAAGAUGAUGUGCUUGCCCCAGAGAUGGACGAAGACGAGGGCAGUGCAAGGCCGCAUGUGGUGAGACAGGCGGUAGAGGUAGAGGCGACGCUCUUCUCGACCAUCUCUGGUCAGAUAUUCGAGCACAGCUUCAAGGAGGCUCGCAUUCAGAACCAGUCUCAGGUGAAGCAGCGGAUCCACUGCCUGGUCGAAGACGAGCUCCCCGUCGCCCACCAGCGUCACUACACAUCGCCGAGCGACGACUCUGACAGCGAUCAGACCGCGCGAUCCGACUUGUCGGACAGCUGGAAGCAAAUCCGCGAGCAUGACAUGCGAACGCACGUCAAAGGCGAUGAGCACCAGCGCGAGGAAGACGCUAUAGAUGGCAGAGACGAGGAAAAAGCGCGAUCUGCUGGACCUGCUGGUCUAUCAGGUGACGAACAAACAGUAACAAGUAUUUAUCUUGAGAAGAAGAAGAAGAAGAAGAAGAAGAAGAAGAAGAAGAAGAAGAAGAACAUUCAUCAAGAUGAUUUCGAUGCCGCUGAGCCUCAACAAGAAAUCGAGAUCGUGGACCGAGUCAAGAAGAACUCUGACACUGAGAAGGCGAAACAAGACAAUCCCGGGGCUAUAGCAGAUGAUUCGAUCAAUUCUGCCAGCAUUGUCCUCGAGCCUCGUCGAAAGAGACCACACUCCAAGUCUUACUACUGCUCGCUCAUCUGCUGCUUGUCCUCGGGUGCUGGGAGUGUCGUCUUGCUCGCCUUCGGGAUCUCCUGCAUGGUGAAGGGCCACACCCACUGGACGUGCGCGUCGCAGAACGAAACGGGCGGCAUCAUCUUCGUAGCUGCCAGCAUCUUCGCCAUCGUGCUUGCUGCCAUUUGCUGCGGAGUUUGCACGCACCAGACAUUCAGUGAGGAAUCACAGCAGGCGAGCUGA
Guillardia theta CCMP2712 is the source of this 1116-nucleotide messenger RNA. RefSeq lists its product as hypothetical. The record is from RefSeq and is a predicted model, not a curated record. NCBI's taxonomy places the organism in Eukaryota, Cryptophyceae, Pyrenomonadales, Geminigeraceae. The coding region runs from base 1 to 1116 and encodes 371 amino acids. The transcript has 9 exons.